AUGGCAAGUUCACCUCCAUUAUCCGUUAAAAGUGAACCAGCAGAUAUUUUAAUUAAUGUUAAUGAACCAAAUUCAUCCUAUACAUCAGCGUACGAUACAUCACUUGACAAUUCUUUAAUAGAUCAAAUAGAACCAACAUCACCAUCGAUUGGUAUUGAUGCACCAAUAAUAUCAUCAAAUGAGACAUCAUUUGAUCUUUUACAAGGGUAUUCAGCACCAACACUCCCUGUUUAUAUUAAUAUGGGUUUAAAUGAACAUCCUGAUGAUGUAAAUUUUGUUGGACCUAUAACAACACUUGAUCAACCUUUAUCACGUUCAUUAGCAGCUAUUGAUGUUGAUCAACAAAUACCUCAAACAACAAUUCAAAGACAUAGUCAUCAUCAUCAUCAUCAUUUUCCACAUCAUCAACAAAAUCGAAAUCGUUAUCCAUAUUUACAAAGACCAAUUAUGCCGAGAGGAUCUAAUCGAACACAAAUUCCAGCACAUAGUUUUGAUAAUUUAUAUCUUUAUGAACAACGACCUGCUUUUCGACGUUCUUAUUUUGCUUUAAGACGACAAAGAAUACCGAAAGCUCCGCCAAUGCCAAAACAUUUAUUUCCUGUGAAAACGAAAAUGUAG
Rotaria sp. Silwood1 is the source of this 618-nucleotide messenger RNA. The record is from the annotation of a GenBank genome assembly. Lineage: Eukaryota; Metazoa; Rotifera; Eurotatoria; Philodinida; Philodinidae.